AUGACCUUGUUCACAGUUCCAAUGGCGGCGAUAUUACUGCUGCUCGUCGCAGCGGUGCUCCUUGUGCCGAGAAUCCGUUCAAAAUCCCGCUUCCCCCCCGGUCCCCCCACGCUCCCAUUCCUCGGCAACCUCCACCAGAUGCCAACAUCCAAAGCCUUCCUCUCCUACCAAGAAUGGUCAACCACGCACGCGGCCUCCUCCUCGGGCCUCCUGGGCUUCCACCUCGGCCCGUCCGCCAAGCUGCUGGUGCUGCACAAGUGGGAGCAGGUGCGCGACCUGCUCGACCUCCGGGGCGCCAUCUACUCGGACCGGCCGAGGCAGCGGCGCACGAUCGACGAGUUCCUGCGCGACCGCAACGCGCAGCUCGCCCCGGUCCAGCAGGCCGAGGGCACGCAGAUGGUCUGGGACCUGCUCCACCACGGCCGCGACUGCCACGACUACAUGCUGCGCUUCUCGGCCGCCGUCAUCCUGGCCUCCGUCUACGGCGAGCGCGGCAGGGACGGCGGCCUCGGCAGCUGGAGCCACCGCUUCUUCGACGGCAACGAGCGCUUCGCCGACUUUUGGGGGAGGUGGACUCAGACAGUCACUAACGCACAAAAACAACCCAACUCCCAGACCAUGCGAUUCCGGCCCCAGUUCCCCACGUCGAUCCCGCACGCCACCACCAAAGACGACACCUACCAAGGCUACUCGAUCCCCAAGGGCACCACCGUCAUGAUGAACGUGUGGGCGCUGUACCACGACCCAGCCGAGUACGAGGACCCGGACUCCUUCGUCCCGGAGCGAUAUCUCCGCAACCGGUUCGGCACCAGGCACGACCACGUCGAGAGCGGGCAAGACGACGCCAAGCCGCAGCAGGGGUUCAGGAGGGACACGUGGGCGUUUGGCGCCGGCCGCCGCGCCUGUCCGGGCCGGCGGUUCGCAGAGAACACCCUCCUCACGCUCACGGCCAAGGCGCUGUGGCGUUUGACGUUGUGGCCCUGGGCCAGGUGGACUUGGACAUCAGGACCGGGUUCAAGGAUGCGCUUCUGA
Messenger RNA from Pyricularia oryzae 70-15, 1032 nucleotides. RefSeq lists its product as uncharacterized. The transcript has 3 exons. NCBI's taxonomy places the organism in Eukaryota, Fungi, Ascomycota, Sordariomycetes, Magnaporthales, Pyriculariaceae. Gene Ontology annotation, molecular function: oxidoreductase activity, acting on paired donors, with incorporation or reduction of molecular oxygen; iron ion binding; heme binding. The record is from RefSeq and is a predicted model, not a curated record. Bases 1 to 1032 code for a protein of 343 amino acids.